GACCUGGUUGGACCCCUCUGCCGCCCGCCCCUCCCCCCACUUCCUGCGGGCCGUGCGCUCCCUCCCCCCCCGUUUCGGCCCCGCGUCGGCCCCCGAGUACCUGGAGCUGCUCUCGGCCUACGGGACCCACUUCGUGUGGGGGGCGCGGUUGGGGGGCCGCCUGCGGGCGCUGACGUCGGUCCGGCUGUGCCGUGCGGCCAUGGCGGGGGUCAGCGCCCGCGAGGCCUCCGACUGCCUGGGGGUGGAGGUGGCGGCCGGGGGUGGGGCCUGGAGGGCAGGUGCCAAGGCCGAGGCCUGCCGGAGGGCGCGGGAGGGCACCGAGGGCAACGUCAGCUUCAACGAGUUCUUCGGGGAGCGGCUCGUCGAGGUCGACGGCGGUGGCGGCCAAGGGGCCCAAGGUGGUCUUUUCCAAGAUGGUGGCGGGUUCCAAGAUGGCGGCUUCCAAGAUGACGGAAUCCAAGAUGGCGGCUUCCAAGAUGGUAGAAUUCAACAUGGUGGAAUCCAAGAUGGCGGCUUCCAAGAUGGUAGAAUUCAACAUGGCGGAAUCCAAGAUGGCGGAAUCCAAGAUGGUGGUUUCCAAGAUGGCAGUUUCCAAGAUGGCGGCGGGUUCCAAGCCGGGGACCUGCUGUAUGGGCGCCCCGAGGCGCUUCGGCGCUGGCUGGCGGAGCUGCCGGGGGCGCCGGCGCUGGUGGAGGCCGACCUGCGGCCCCUGCACACGCUGGUGCCGCGCUCCGACCCCCGGCGCCGGGCCCUGAGGGCGGCCAUCGCCGCCUACGUGGCCGCGCGUUCCCUCCAGGGCAACUGCAGCUGCGACGGGACCGGCGGCCAACGGGGCCCACCCGGCGCUCAACGGGGUGGUCUUGGUGGUCAACAUGUUGGUCUUGGUGGUCAACGUGUUGGUCUUGGUGGUCAACCCGGCGGUCGUCGAGUUGGUCACGGUAGUGGUCAACCUGGUGGGCUUGGUGGUCAGUGGGGUCAACGUGCUGGUCGUGGUGGUCAACCCCAUGGUCAUCAUGGUGGCCAACCCAAUGGCCAACUCAAUGAUGAACUCAGGAAUCAACCCAAUGACCAACUCAACGACCAACUCAACAAUCAACUCAAGGAUCAACCCAAUGAUCAACUCAAGGAUCAACCCAACGAUCAACUCUACAACCAACCCAACAAUCAACCCAACGGUCAACUCAACGGUCAACCCAAUGACCACCCCGAUGACCAACCCAAUGAUCAACCCAACGAUCAACCCUACGACCAACUCAACGAUCAACUCAAGAUUCAACUCAAGAAUCAACCCAACGACCAACCCAAGAACCAACUCUACGAUGAACCCAACGACCAACCCAAUGCCCCCCCCGCCCCGCCGCCCCUCCCCCGCCACCCCUGCCACUGCCCCUGCUCCUCCCGGCCCCUCCCCCUGGGCGGGUCCCCGUGCUGCCCCGCCCGCCGCGGCUCCGCCCACCUCUCCGUGCUCGUCCUGGGCGGGCGGGGCUGGCGCGGGGACGUCCUGUCGGCCACCGACGCCUACGUCUGGGCCUCCUACGGGGGCCGGCGCGCCCGCACCCCCACGGCCUGGAACGACCCCCGCCCGCGCUGGGGGGCCCGGCUGGACCUGGGGGAGGUGGUUUUGGGGCCGGGGGCGGAGCUGGAGCUGCGGGUUUGGGACGAGGAUCACGGGUGGGACGACGACGAGCUGGGG
Corapipo altera (White-ruffed manakin) is the source of this 1693-nucleotide messenger RNA. It is a transcript of the gene PRF1, whose product is annotated as perforin 1. The annotation marks the transcript as partial. The transcript has a single exon. NCBI's taxonomy places the organism in Eukaryota, Metazoa, Chordata, Aves, Passeriformes, Pipridae. The record is from RefSeq and is a predicted model, not a curated record.